Molecule: messenger RNA, 4818 nt
Organism: Amoebophrya sp. A120
Lineage: Eukaryota; Dinophyceae; Syndiniales; Amoebophryaceae
Source: the annotation of a GenBank genome assembly
CUGUCACAACACCGGAAACACCUGCGACGCUGCUAACAGCGACCAUGCAGCUUGUUGUCAAAGAGAUUGCAACAUGAAAGACUGCAACGCGAAGGAGUUUGGGAACCCAAACUACCGAAUGUAUUUUUUGAAGCUCCACCCUCCGCAUCCGUUCGUGUGCAGCGGCUACUUGUGCGGUGAUGACGAAUCUGUUGGUACUUGUUGCGAGAAAAGCUGCCAACGACCCAGCUCGCAGAACGACUACUUCGGCUAUAACUUGGGCAGUGGGAAAGCUGUCGGCACGCUCUCGGACUGGAAAGAGGUGAUCGGAGACGCCCGGCCGGGGGAUUCACACAAGGACGAAAACGCCGGCGAGGGGCGCACCAGCUCGCUUCUGCAAUGUGAUUCCACCACCCACAUCGGGACCGCGUACUACCGGUGUACGAGCGCCGACGAGGAGCUGGCACUCACCGGCUGCCGGCAAAAGUGCAGUGCCACGGCCCUCAACUGCCAGACCGAGCACAGUCGGACCCAGAAACCCUAUUUCGAUCCAGAAACCACCGUCUGUUUUUCAAACCGGUGCGACGCAACUAGGCAAGCAGACGUGGAGGCGUGCUGCGUUCCCAAAUGCAGAGACGCCUUUUUCGGGAGCGGCAGCACGUGUCCGGGCCCCAGCGAAGGGUUUGUGGAAGGUGGGAAUCGAUCCGCCGCUGACUUCUGCUCUCCAGAUUGUACAGCCGCUCAAGAGACCGUCUCCUGCUGCACCCGACGCAAAGUGUGCCCGCACAUUCACCGCGUGACCCCAGACCCGCUGGCCAUCUUUACGAGCGACGGAAAUCUAGCCGCCUACUUUGGUGACGUCAACGAACACGGCGUCGUUGCAACGGAGAGCGAACUAAAUUGCAAGCACGAAGAGUACCACAUCAGUAAUUUUGUGCCAAUUUUCUCCCACCCUACUCUCAUUUGGCUCCAACUGAUUUUGCAUCAAUACCGAUGAUUUGUGUAGGUCGGUGGCGACCUUGACCUAGGCGACGUCGCGCAGUAGUAGUUUGUAAAAGCUGCUUUCGUUUCUUCUAGCGCUAGCACAAAAUCAGCUUGGCUGUGAAAAUGCCUGGUCUCGAAGAUAAGCUUGCUCGAUUUGCAUGAUCUUGAUCGUUGAUACUUCGGUAGAGAGGCCCUAAGUCGUCCUGUGUCACAAAUGAGAUCGGGUCGGUGAAGAUGAAAUUGUCGUACAGGAUACCAGCGUGUGGCUAAGCGGUCAAUACGCCGUCUCCGGAACAUUCUCCACAGAGCAGCGACUGAGGUUCUGUGCGGGCAGCGGCGAGUGCGACCCCGGUACUGCCAGCGCGCCGCUGGACGUUGUGGAGUGUUGCGAGCGGUACGAAUCGCAUGAUGGAUGGUUCUGUGACUCUUUCAACACUCCGCGUUUCUACGCCUCUGAGGAAGCAGCCAAGCGAGCCUGCGACAUUGGCUUCUGGGACACCGAGAACGAGGAGGUCGCGACGACGCUGUGCUACGGAUACCAGUAUGACGGAAACUUUUUCAACUCCGAAUUGCGAGAGACUUAUGAAAAAGACAGUGCUGGUCUAGGUCUUGAUGCUGAACAAGUUUUUGAAGUCUACGGGAUGUGGAGCUUACUCCUGCCUCCGAUUGAGCAGGUAGGCGACUCCGCCGUGAUCGAGAAGGACGGCAAGGAGUAUUUUGCCUACCAGCUCGCCGCAGACAACAGCAACAUCGAGAAAUCGAAAUCGUCCUAUCGACGGCAUUCCAGUCAUGGAAUGAAGCCAAACUGCGCGGAAGUUUCAAGCAGCAGCACCACUUCCAGUACGGAAAAGUAUAACGCGACCAGCAUUUCGGCCGGUGCGAACAGGGUGUUGUUAAAGAACUCGCGGGUGCCUGCGACGACGGAAGAUUCAUUGGUGACUGUGAAUUCCCAGUUCCUGAAUGUUGAGCGAUUGGCCGCAUUGUUUCCACUGGAGGAUGAAGUAGGUGGCAAACUUGCCGGGUUGUCCGAAGUUACCAUCCGAAUGCUCAUGCAUUCGAGUGAGGUGCAGGACCUGGAAAAAGAGCAGCAGGAGGCUGCAUCAUUGGAGAACGAGGAGAGCACUUCUGCAGCGGCUACUUCCGCGACCUCUAGUUUUGCAACACUCUUCGGCUCUGCUUUGCAAGAGCAUGACGGCUCCUUAUCAGACGAAGACCAUCUUCACACGAGGAGACGAAAGGCUGCAAGUCACCACCGGAAUGAACUAAAAGAAGUGGGGUCGCACGGUAGGAAAGAGCGAAAUAGCAGAAGGAGCUCCGCGGGAGGAGGAACUGGUCUCGGCCAGCAAUACAAAGCAAUCAAAAACGAUACUACCUUUGGCGUUAAAGUGCAGCGAGCUAUCGAAAGUAGCUUCAACCGAUAUCUCGUGGAGUCGGGACGGAGCUUCGAUGUGAUAGAGGGGUCAACCUUUACAGGUGGCGAGGAUGGUGUCUCUUCAGCUGCGUCAAAUGCAACCGAGGACGCUGAUAGCGGCGGCGCGAGGCUGUCCUCUUCCUUGAUACGGAAAGAGGAAGGUGGUCAUGCUAUCAACACGAAUAAACGAGUGCAACAAGAAGGAGCACACACGAACUCCCUGGGUUCGCAGGUACGUAACCACAAACAAAUGACGGCGCUUCAUCUGGAUUUGACAGAACAACAGCAGCAGCAACUUCGCAACACGCAAAGAAUUGAACAGGCCAUGGAUGGUACCACUACAGCAAUUGACCGCCUGUCAGUAUUGGGCGGAAAAGUCGCGUCCGCAGACGAGGAGGGCGGGAACCCCUUCAACUUUUCCGCGUACUUCCUCGGCGCCAUGCCGACGGCUGGCACCGAGGCAGCCAACAAGUUCCAGAAUAACACAGAGCUGGAUGAGAUCAUCACGAAGGCCAUACAGAGGCACAUUCUGAAGAAGUACCAUAACGCGACCAAGAAUACGACGACCUUGCGCUUGGACGGAAUUUCCGUCCAACUGCGGCGCGAAGUUACUUUUCUCGGUAUCGCGGAUGCCAAGGCCGCUGCUGGUGGCGCGGAUUCGCCGGCAGCGUCCUCGCUCCUUUUCGUCCAAGACCGGGAGCAUCAGCAACAAUUGGGCGCGCUGAUGAGCGCAGAGCUCGACAAGGAACUUGACCUGGAGAUGGCAACUUUUUUGGCCGCAGCCCGCAGGUCCAAGCUGCACCUGUCACCAACGUUCCAGCUGUUUCACGCCCGGAAGAUGGAGAAAAUCCUCAUCGCCAAGCAGCGCAAGCGACUUGCCGAGGAAAACCGGAAAAGAGAGGCACGGCGGCGCGACCUGGUGGUGGAAAGCAUGCGGAAGAUGAAGAAGAAACAGCAGCUUUCGUCGGCGGGAGAGAAAAACAAUAAAGGUCUUCACAAAUAUGCUGCGAAGACAGGAACUGGGGCGCAAGGGGGUGACCGAGCAGUUUCAUCCGGCGCUAGAGGAGCAAGUGCGGAGACAAAACCAACAGAAAAAUUGGUCACGCCGCGUUUCUCGUUCUUCGCCCUCCUCGAAAGACGCAGCCAGACCCUACUGAAAAAGGAAGCAGCAGAAAAAAACGCAACAAAAAGCGGCCCACCGUUCACUCUUUGGUGCGACUUGCAGCCCUCCGCGCUGGACGAAAUCGACAGCUGGAUCAAUCCGUGUCUUGUGUUAUUUGAGUACCCUGGUAGUAUCGGGUUUGUGGGUCUCAUCAUUUCUUUCGUUAUCACUUGUCUGAUCGUCUGCCGCCACUACCUUUUGUGCAGACAGCGCAAGCGCCCCGCGGAUCCAGCUCUGGUUCUGCUGGAGGGCGUCGGACAUGAAGACGCACUUCUGGCGGGAGAAUCGGCCGCUCCUGACCCCGCGGGUGCGCUGAAAAAGAAGCAGAAGAAGACCAAGAAAAUGGAAAAGGAAAAGGCGGAGUCGAAAGUUGCGGGCAUGAAAUUGGGAAUGACCACGGGAGGUGGGUCGUACACUGUGCAGCGUUCUCCAGCACUGCCCGGCGGCGGCGGAAGGCAGCCCGCAAACAAGGCACUCUCCGCCGCAGCUAGCGGUGGCUUUGCAGGGGCAAGUGCGGGUUUUGGCGCAGCUGUAUCCGGCUCUGCUGCGUUCGGAGCGCCGAAAGCUACCCGUGGCUUCGGAAAGUACUAGAACUGAGAUUCUGUAGAAUUCUUUUGGUCUCAACGUCAAGGAACUAAUUAUCGCUGUCACUAUUCGCCGUCUUGUGCUCCAUAUGUAGUUUUUCUUUUUCCGAUAUGUCGUGCCUUGGCUGUGAAUUUAUAAUAUUAGUUCGUUAUGAUGUUCAUGUUUCGGUGUGCUGUUUUUCUUUUUGGUAGUUUUCGUUUUUCGCUAUUAAUUUUUUCUUUGUUCUCGCCCAGAAGUUGGCGCUGAGCGUUUCUGCUUGAUUUCAAUCUACAAAGGUUUUCUGUCAAGAAGCACUGAUUACAACUACAAGUUUCGUCAAUCUAAGUACUCAAUAUUUCGUUGUCUUGUGUCUGAUGAGAUGUCAUGGCACGAGGACUGGCUCCCUCUGUAAUUGCAAUUGCUCGAGCGCUAAACGAAGAGCUCGCUUAGCGAUCCCAACUGCACAAGUACCAUAUGGUGUAGCCGUCGCUCCUGUUUUUUUAAGUACUGCUCUCCUUUACACAUAGUUGGAACUGGACGUUUAGUUUCGUGAGUUUGCUUUCUAUUUAUUUCGCUUUGUUGCCGCGCUUCGUCGCCGCUGCACUAUAACUUUUAUUUUCUCGGGUGGACCGAAGAUUCAGAUUGCAUGAUGACCUCAAAGCUGUCGAUCAAAAUGAAAUAUUUUGAAGCGGUGUACGUCGCCAAGACUGACCACACA